Messenger RNA from Ectocarpus sp. CCAP 1310/34, 1800 nucleotides. The record is from the annotation of a GenBank genome assembly. NCBI's taxonomy places the organism in Eukaryota, Phaeophyceae, Ectocarpales, Ectocarpaceae.
GUACAACGUACUUGAGCUACCGCUCACGACCGGUACCCUAUUUCGCUGCGGCCAUGGCCCACCAGCAUGUCUAUUUGAUGCAGGACGAGGCAUUUGCUGUUUCAUCGCUAAAAGAUUCAAAGGGGAGAAACAGCGAGUUGGUUGCGAAGGUGGUCGGGCUGGUUCAUCCACGCACAGGAGAGGCGACGAAGUUCAUGAUGGUUGGAGACAACCUGCUCGAGCUCCAGGUGGCUCGGCCGCGCGAGCCCCAGGAGCUGGCCAGCUUCUUCAUCGACCAGGCCGUCCAGCAAGACGGCGCCGUCCACGCCGCCUCGAGGGUGGACCCGUUGUUCCUCCUCCUGCCCGUGCUGGCGAAGCACGCCACCCGGUGGUGCCCGCUAGCCCAGGCCAUGGCGGAGGGGGGGUGCGGCAGCUUGAGGGGCCUCAGGCAUCUCGACGCAGACAAGCUUUGCGAUGUAAACGACCGAAUGGGCCCAGACGAUCUACUUGUCCGAAUCAACGAGCAAUCCGUUCUGGCUUGGCUCGCCGCUAAGGUCGAGCGUGCAACGAGGAGAUUCACGGAGCUCGCGACCGGGGGGGGGGAGGAGUCCGGUUGGGCGGGCGGGGGCGCGGCGGCGGGAGGCGCAGGGUUUGCUAGAGAUUUUCAGGCGAUUGCGGCGCCGAUGGACGCGAGGAGGCAGAAGGAGGUGGAAGCGGAAUGCAAGCAGCGCGCCCUGGAGGCUGUCUGCGAGUACCUUGGGGACGAGUGGGCGACGAAGCUGGCGGAAAGAUUUGGCACGGAGCGGGGAGUCUUGUUCGGAGGUAGAUCGACGGCCACGAAGAAGCGCAAGGCUGUAUGGGAAGAGACGGCGGAGACGGAUCGUAACCUGGAGCUGUCGCACGGUAGCGGCGGGGGGAAGAAAGCGAAGGCCGAGGCAGCGGAAGCCGCGACGAAAGCGAAGCAGCCGCUGAGCCACGCACAGAGGAGCCUUGCGAAGGUGAACAAGAAGGGCAUGAAGAGCAUCUCUAGCUUCUUCGGGAAGAAGUGACGGAGAUUUUCCCCCUUCUCGCGUGGGCUCUAUUUCAUGGUUUCGUGCAACACACCGGAGUCAUCCGAUAGGCGAAGAACAAGAAGAGCGUUUCGGCAUAUUAAAUGGGGUUGCAACGAGGUGCGCGUGGGUAACGGAAGCGUAUGUUUCGGUGUUGGGGGGGGGUUGUUGUGAGGACUCCGUCCACUCUCGUAGUGCUCAAACCAAGACGACUAAUCGAUUUCAAACGGACGUGCGCCUGCAAGUGCGUGCACACGGUAUGUUGUGGCUUCCUCGUGUUUUGACGUUGUGUUCGGCGAGGAACAGGCGCGAGAGGGAUUUAACCUUGAAACGUCGAGCGACGGUGAUAAAUAGCGGAAAAUGACUUGAGAAAAAAAAAGCGAGCAUCUCUGCAGAGAUCGAUUUUUCUUUUCGAUUGUUCCGAGUCUUUCAGAGUCGAAACGCGUUGUUCUUUCACACGUUCUUGUGUUGUGUGCGGAGGGCUAAUCAUUUGAAUCGUGUUUACGGUACCGCACGUUCAUCGCGUAGGUCAGUGCGCACUCUCAUAUCUCUGGAUGACGUCUUGAAAUAGGUCGCGUUUUCAAUAAGUCUUGUGAUGGUGAGAGCGGUGGUAGCUGGUUGGCUUUUUGUGCGGUACUUCGGCCGUGGGUAAAAGGAAAGGACGUUUCUUUAGGUCAUCUUUCUCGGAGUGGCUGGCGCAACAGUUCCGAAUCCCCUCGAAAACAAAUGCGAGCAGAGUGCUUGCUUGGGGAGCAUGCUUGAAUCGCGGCUU